AUGAUGAGAUUCAAUUCUCCAUAUGAUCUGUUCAUACGAAUUUCUAUGAUCUUGAACCUGUUUUCCGUGUUCUGUAACUGCAAGGAAAUCUGCAAACUGCCGGAGUGGAAGAACUUUAACAAAGUGAUUUUUAAGAAUGAUUCAUAUCAAUAUUCUCAUUAUUAUCAUUACUCACAAACAAUUAGUCUCAAUCAGCCUCAUCCAGAUGUGAGUGGCGGGUUCGAGAUAUUUGACGUGGAUAAUUAUAUUAAACCAGAAUUCCCGUUUAAUUAUUACGGCACUAAUGUCACUACAUUUCAAAUCUGGUCUCGUGGUGCUUUAUCUAUAUAUGAAAAUGAAGAGCCAAUUGGACAAAUCACAAAUGUUGUAGCAAAAUAUGUGUCAUAA
Schistosoma intercalatum is the source of this 387-nucleotide messenger RNA. Lineage: Eukaryota; Metazoa; Platyhelminthes; Trematoda; Strigeidida; Schistosomatidae. The record is from the annotation of a GenBank genome assembly.